AUGGCCCGUAUCCUCAUAACCGGCUCAUCUGACGGCCUCGGCCUCGCCGCCGCCCAGCGCCUCGUAUCCCAAGGCCACAGCGUUGUACUGCACGCGCGCAACGCGCCGCGCGCCGCCGACGCCACGACCGCCUGUCCCGGUGCAGAAACAGUCGUAACGGGCGACCUAUCCAGCCUGUCUGAAACCAAGGACCUCGCAGCCCAAGUCAACAAGCUGGGUACCUUUGACGCCAUCAUCCACAACGCAGGCCUCUUCCGCGGUCCCGUGCGCAAAACCAGCGAGGGAAUCCCCGCCCUCGCCGCUGUAAAUACAAUCGCGCCGUACGUGCUGACUUGUCUGAUUCAUCGCCCCAAACGACUGGUUUUCCUGUCCUCGGAAAUGCACAAGUAUGCUCAGGCGAAGGAGCUCGAGGAUCCGCUGUGGAAGACGCGCGGAGACGCGGCGUAUAGCGAGAACGCGGCGUAUUGUGCGAGUAAGCUGCACAAUGUCAUGUUUGCAAAGGCGUUUGCGCGCAGGUGGCCAGAGGCUAGGAGUAAUGCGUUGGAUCCCGGGUGGGUGGCUACGAAGAUGGGGGGUAGUUCUGCGCCGGAGAGUAUUGAUGCGGCAGUUGAGAGUUAUGUUAUGCUUUCGGUAGGGGAGGAAGAGGUGGCAGCGAAGAAGAGUGGGCGCUAUUUCCAUCCUAGCAAGCGGGAGGGCAAGCCGCUGGAGGCUGCGGAGGAUGAGAAGGCGCAGGAUAGGUUGUUGGAGGUUUGUGCAGAGUUUUCUGGUGUUGGACUGCCGUGA
Molecule: messenger RNA, 783 nt
Organism: Bipolaris maydis ATCC 48331
Lineage: Eukaryota; Fungi; Ascomycota; Dothideomycetes; Pleosporales; Pleosporaceae
Source: RefSeq, a predicted model, not a curated record